AACAAUAAAAUAAAUACAAAAAAAUAUAAUGCUGCUGCUCUGCUGCUAAUUGGAGGUUCUCCUGUCAGCUCUUUCCAGUAGGAUCUUAUAUAUCCCCCAAAAAAUUUAUAAAAAGAAAAAGAGGUAUAUGAUGGGUGAAUCUAUGGUUGAAACACAACACCCUAGUAUUAUUAUGGAUAACAACAACAACAACAAGAUAGAGAUAGGAGAAUCCCCCUCUUCUUCGGUGUCUUUUGGUAAGUAUGAGAAUGAAGGUAUUUGUUGGGAGAGAUGGUCUGCUUUUGCCUCCCCCAAUAAUAACAACAAUAAUAGUAACAAGUACUUGGAUGAAGUUGGCAAGUGCUCCACCCCCGGAUCUGUUGCUCAAAAGAAGGCCUUUUUCGAGGCUCAUUACAAGAAAAUCGCUGAGAUGAAGAAGCAGCAACAGCAAGCAGAAGAACAAGAAGCCAACGAUCGGUCACUACUACUGGCCGAUCAACAUCAAAGCCCCCAUCCCCCUCCUCCUUCUACCUCAGAUCAUCCCAAUUGUCAACAACUAAAACACGAGAUUUCAACUGAGGAUGAAUCUGUAAAACUUCAACACGAAACAAGAAGUAGUAACGAUAUGUCUCAUUCUUCACAAGAAGCAGCUACUGCUUCAGUUGAUCACCAAACCUUUCAAGGUGAAUCUUGUACUGCGCCGAAACCCCAACAUUUGUCACCGCUUACAUUAAACAACAAUGCCCCUAUUUACCCAAAAGAACAAGAAGAAGGAGAAGAGGCUGUUUUGGUGAAUAACCAAAACUUGAAAGAUGAAUCUUGUGAUACGUCGGAACCUCACGGUUUGUUAUCAUCUCAAUCUGCAAUACCCACAAACAGAAAUGGUGAUAAGUUAGAAGAUGCUUUGUUGGUCAAUAAUCAGAGUAUGAAACUAGUAAAACAGCACUUCCAAGUGGAACCUGAUGCAGAAUUUCCUAGACAAAGUAACCAACAAGUUCCAAAACCCAAACCUCAAAAUGUGGCACGAAAGGUAAAACCAACCAAAGUGGAAAGCAACUUGGUAGGUAGGACGACAAAACCAGCAUCGAUGAUGUCUAAAUCUCCAGAAACAUUGUCCACUAAAUUAUCAAAACCAAAAGCUGCUACAACACCCAUAACUACAUCUAGGUCUUCAUUGAACAAGGAAAUUGCAUCAUUAUCGUCAAAGAGCAAGAAUCAUUCGGUAUUGGAAAGCCGGCGGAUUGCUUCAACAUCACUCCAUUUAUCCAUGAGCAUGAGUUCUGUACAUUCUGAUACUGCUUCUUCUGUUACUUCGUCAAGAAGAAGAUCUAUGUUCCUGGAGCAAAUGGGAGACAAGGACAUUGUCAAACGAGCGUUUAAGACAUUUCAGAACAGAUAUAACCAAUUGCCAUCAUCUGAUGGAAGAUCUACUGAAGCUAAACAGAUACCAACAAAGGGAUCGGGGCAAAAGGCUUUGACUUCCACGGUAUCUCAAAAAGAAAAUGAGCGAUCAAGGAAGGCGGCAGAGAAAACCUAUCAUGCAAGAGGUCAAAUAGGACCAACAUGGAAAUCUGUAUCAUCUGGGUCAUUUAAAGGUGUUGGUGUGGAUGAAAGACGACUAAAGACGACACCAACUUCAGUAGUUUUGAGAAGUAAUGAAAGAGCCGAAAGGCGAAAAGAGUUCUUCAAGAAUUUGGAGGAAAAGUCGAAUGCUAGAGACGCGGAAAGAACUCAACUUAGUUCAAAGUCAAAGGAAGCAAAAGAUGCUGAGAUAAAAAAGCUGAGGCAGAACCUAACUUUCAAAGCAAAACCAAUGCCGAGUUUUUAUCGGGCACAAGGGUUAUCAAAAAGCACUUCAGAGAAGGGGACAAUAAAGAAUGAAACCACAAGGAGACCUGAUUCACAUAGAUGAACAAAUCAGGGGACAUAUCUAGAUGAAAAUGGUGAACCGCAAUUACUUGGCCUCGUAAACAUCACAAAGUGCAUUCAAAGGAUCAUAGCGUUCAACUGCCAAUGCAUUGGUAGGCAUGUUGUCAUGUACUGUACAUUUCUCAAUGCGUACAUGAAUUUGUUGUGCUAGUUAUGUGUUAUGCAUGGAUUUGUCUUAAGCAAAGGGGCUCUUGUUUGUAGUAUGUGCUUUGGGAAGAAAAUUGGACAAAUCGACCAGAUAGAUUGUUGCCAAGGAAAUAUUACAUGGUUGAAGAACUCGACUAGAACUCACUAAUUAGAUCAAUUUACAUUUCUUUUGAAGAACUUGUGAAAUUGAGAUUAACUUAUCAUGAGGAUGUUGGUAGUUCAAGAAAAAGAGGAUCCAUCAAGUAUAGUGUGGAUGUUGUGGGUAGCGGCGAUUUUAUGUACAAUGUUAGCUCAAGCUGUUUAAGAAGACAUACUAGAUUGAGAUUUUAUUCAUAAUUUUGUUUUUAGUGUA
Molecule: messenger RNA, 2407 nt
Organism: Erigeron canadensis
Lineage: Eukaryota; Viridiplantae; Streptophyta; Magnoliopsida; Asterales; Asteraceae
Product: protein WVD2-like 7
Exons: 9
Coding region: 128-1891 (587 amino acids)
Source: RefSeq, a predicted model, not a curated record